Messenger RNA from Stylophora pistillata, 4442 nucleotides. Its product is annotated as MAM and LDL-receptor class A domain-containing protein 2. Gene Ontology annotation, biological process: G protein-coupled receptor signaling pathway; protein phosphorylation. Gene Ontology annotation, cellular component: membrane. The record is from RefSeq and is a predicted model, not a curated record. Lineage: Eukaryota; Metazoa; Cnidaria; Anthozoa; Scleractinia; Pocilloporidae. Gene Ontology annotation, molecular function: protein kinase activity; G protein-coupled receptor activity; protein binding.
AUGAAAAAGGCAAGGAUCAUUUUGAUUGGCUACUCCGACAAGGAGCUACUCCUAGUCUUAACACAGGACCAAGCAACGACCACUCAGGAAAUGGCUCGUACAUUUACAUAGAAACCUCACUUCCACGUAGAUAUCACGAGAGAGCCAAGUUAUAUAGUCCUUGGAUGAGAGGCAGCCAACGUUUAACGUUUUUCUACUCCAUGUACGGCAGAGCCAUUGAGAGUCUGUCUGUAUAUGUUAAAGAUCAGAUGGGAAAAGAAUUAAGGGUAUGGAGCCGUCAUGGAGGCAAAUUAUCCAGCAGCUGGACUGAAGGCUGCACGACCUUGAACUACAGCGGAAGUUACCAGGUCAUAAUUGAAGGUAUGGCAGGCGUAAGUUACACUGCUGAUAUCGCAAUUGAUGAUAUUAAUUUUAGCACGAAUCUAACGUGCGUCUCUCCUGAGAAUAUCACGCCAGUUGGGGCAUUUGAAGCAAACUGUACCUUUGAUGAGGGUUACUGCGGAUGGCGUAAUUUACACGCAGACCAAAUGGAUUGGAUACCAAGAAGAGGUAGAACACCAAGCACAGGGACUGGACCGACCGAAGACCACACAGGAGGUGGAAGAUACAUCCACAUCGAAGCGUCACAUCCAGCGAAACAAAAUCAGUUCGCAGAGCUGCUGAGUCCUUUCAUCUCGGGUCCAAAAUGUUUACACUUCUUUUAUCACAUGUAUGGAUUACAUAUAGAAAGACUUGAUAUAUUAAUGAGAGUUGCAGGACAACAGCACAAUCACUUGAUUUGGCAAAAAACAGGAAACCAAGGCAAUCAGUGGAGAAAGGCCGUAGUCGAUAUACCUCAUAUGGGCGAGUUUCAGGUAACACUAAAAGGAGUCGUUGGCCAGAGUUACCAAGGGGAUAUUGCUGUCGAUGAUGUGGUAUUGACGGAUGGAUUGUGUAUAAAUCAAACCGAAAACUCAAGUGAUCAAUUAGGAAAUUGCAACUUUGAUUCCCAUUUUUGCUUUUGGAAGCCCGAUGUAAAGGCAAAUUUUCAAUGGUCAAUUGGAAGGUCCACUCCAAGCGUUCAAACAGGGCCAAGAGCUGAUCAUACAUCGGGAUUUGGGAAGUUCAUUUAUAUCGAGGCCUCGGCACCUAGACGCCGCGGAGACACAGCAAGGCUUAAAAGUCCGUGGAUGCAGGGACCACAAUGUAUGACAUUUUACUAUCACAUGUUUGGUUCCACCAUGAGCUGUGUUGUUAUCUACGUACAGAACCAUAACGAAACCAGGAUUAAACCGGUUUGGCUUCAGUCUGAGGAUCGAGGAGAUCAAUGGAUACGCGAGCAAAUUAGUCUCAACGAGACAGGACAGUAUAAAGUAGUCAUAGAUGGUAUCAGAGGCAGAAGUUAUUUUGGAGAUGCAGCACUUGAUGACCUCACCUUCCAAAGGGGAGCUUGUUUCCAAAAAGAAACAAAAACCUUCUACGUUUCUUCGUACAAGGGCCGGACCUUUCGAAUAGGUUUGCAGCCCUCCGACCACAGCCUUUACUCCGAGGAAUUUCGAUUCACUCUUGAAAAACCACGGGGAAAUCUGGAAGAGAAACCAUAUUUUAUCUACCCUGCAGUGCUGAAGGAAAAAAGUUUCGUCACACCAGAGUUGGAUGUUGUUAAUUACACAAGCUUUCCACUAGAUGUUGUUGUCCUCAGCAGUGACGCAGAGAAAAAUGCUCGAAAGAUUUAUUUGAUUGAUAGAGGUCGGUAUGGUCAGAUGAUAAGUCUUCAUAGUCACCGGAAUGACAGUUGCUGUGGGAGAAAAACAGUAUUCUCUUUUGAUGCUCUUAACGUUUCUGAACCAGGCGAUAAUCUAACCUCUGGAUGCGAACCCGGCUGGUACAGAGCCGGUCCUUCGUGCUUUCUGUUCUAUUUGAGAUCAACCUUUAAGUGGAGUGACGCACGGAGGUUUUGCCACCGAUCCAACGCCGAUCUUGCCGUCGUCAAUGACGAGUUCACGAUGAACGCUGCGGCCCAUCGAAGCAGAGAACUAAAAUUUGACAUCCAGGGUGGAAUUUAUCUUGGAUUGACCGGUCAAUUAAACUGGGUCUGGAUAGAUGGACAGACGGUUUCUAAAACGAAUAAUCUAUGGGGCCCAAGAGAACCGAGUGGAGAUGGAAAAUGUGGGUCUUUCUUGAAUGCGAUAAGAUGGUCUUCAAACUGGGUUGGUUAUGGAUGGCGCUGGAACGAUCAAUCAUGCAAUAGUUUGAAAGGGUACAUCUGUGAACAACCACUUGAUGUUCCAAUGCCAGUGGUUUUGUUUACUCUGAGGGGUGCAAAUGGAACGGUGGACUUGAGUCCAAAUGGAGCCACUAAAGCUAAGUCUAAUGACAUCACGUUUGCACCUGGUCCUUUUGGAAACCCAAAUGGCUCCUUCUUCUUCAGUGGUAUGAACGACAGUUUCGUGCACCUUGAAAAUAACAGACAACUUGACACAAGGUUCUCUACUAGCAUUUUUGCUUGGGUGUACCUCCAAAACUCCACUGGGUUCAUUUACAAAUAUGAAACAGUUUAUAGAUUUUUCACUUGCUCGCUGAUGGUGGUUCAUCAAUCACUUGGUGUUCAAGUGACAUACAUGGAUAGGAAAACUUUAAAGGCAUAUUUUCUCCACGAGAAAAAUAUUUUAAACUCAGACGAAUGGAACUUUAUUGGAACAACAUAUGAUUACCACACAGGGAUUGCAACUAUUUUUGUCAAUAAUAGCGUAGUCACCCAAAGAGUUCUCAAAGUAAAAAUGGAACUAGGUACUGCUUCAGAAGUGCUGAUGGGAGGUUCGACCAGAUGGAAUAGGUUCUUUCGUGGCAGGAUCUCCUGUUUACAGGUUUACGAUCAGGCAUUAUCUGUGGACCAAAUAAUCAAAGUCAAGUCAAGGUGCAAUCAAACUGCACAAUUCGAAUGCGGUCCAGAUUUCUUCCAUUUCCAUGGUGGUUGUUUCUCUAUUCACACCCAUAGCGCACUUCCAUGGGAUUACGCUCAAACAGAAUGCAUUCGAAAAGGUGGCACAUUAGCCAAAGUAUCACGGGAAGGCUUACGAUCUGCCUUAUCUAACAAGCUGGAAGGAAUGAGGCCAAAGCCGAACAACUUGCAUAUUGGUUUCUUGGCGCGAGACGACUGGGUUUGGAUCGAUGGCAACCCGUUGAACGCCUCCCUUUGGACGCAUGGAUAUCCUUCUGGUCAGCAUGGAGACCAUAGUUGUGCAGUUCUCUCAGCUAUUUCUUCAAGAAUUAAGAAUGAAGAUUGCAAAACGUAUAAGAAUGCUCUGUGCUCCAAACGUGCUGAAAAUUCCUUAUCGCGUCCAAAUUUUCUCAGAAGCUCGAGUGUUCUGAUACCAAAUGGCCCUUUUCUCGCUAUUGACGGAUCCUUUUCCACAUGUUUUAGGUCCAAAAAGGAGUCCAACCCUUGGUGGCAGGUGACCCUUGAAAAGCCCCUCUACGUUGAAUCUGUUGAGAUCACCGAAAACCUCGACUGCUGUUCACGAGAUAAUGGAAUUCUUAGCGUCAGCGUAUCCACUGAUGAAACCAGUUUAUAUCCAUCUUGUACCAAGUCUGUGUCCUAUGGAAAGUCGUGGGAUUACAAAGUACGCUGUUCACCACCAGCGCGCGGACGUUACGUGACAUUUAAGUUGACUGGUAGCAAUGUCACACUAGUUCUUUGCCAGGUUGUGAUUCGCACGAGUGAAUUCACCAGCGAAAUCCGUGGAGUUUGGCGUGAUGCAUGGUAUAAUGUUAACUAUGACACCAAAAAAGCUCCUGAGAGUGGUAAUUACACAUUUUACGUGGCAUGCGAUGAUUUAUGUGAACUAUGGAUGCACGGUGUUACUGAGGAAGGCAUUGAAACUGUUGAUAAGAAGUCAGAAAAGACUGUGUCCAAGCAACCAAUCAUCACUGUUGAAAGAUGGACUAACCAUCAACAAUGGGACAAGUAUAAAGCCCAGCAAACAUCACAACCAGUAUUUUUGGACAAAUGCCGCAUUUACCAAAUGGAGGUCUUUAUGAGUGAAAUAGUAGGCCUAGACCACGUAUCUUUGGGCAUGCGUAGACCAAAUGGUGAAUAUGAACGGCCCAUUCCAAGAAAAAGACUGUUUUGGACUAAACCAGGGACACGUAAACUAGAAGUGACACUUGAAAAUCACGAAUCAUCCAUAUUUGGUCUCGUUGGUUCGGAAUUGCGCAUUUCAGGAUUUUUCCAGUUCUGUUGUGAUGGUUUGUAUUGCCCAGACUGCCCGCUACAACUGAAUAUCUCAACGCUAAGAGAAAACAAAACAGUGAACCCAGCAGUGAGCCUUUCUUGUGUAAACACAUCCUUCACGGCUGUUUUCGACACGGUCAAACAGCCGGAAAAUUUUACAGUGGAGGUCAGUAUAUGGGCGUUAUUGACAAAGCGUGAGGUUAAGAUGGCUUAUCCUCUAAAUCUAUAA